Messenger RNA from Pocillopora verrucosa, 462 nucleotides. The record is from RefSeq and is a predicted model, not a curated record. NCBI's taxonomy places the organism in Eukaryota, Metazoa, Cnidaria, Anthozoa, Scleractinia, Pocilloporidae.
AUGGCGCUGCCCUUCCUGCCGGAGGCCGAGAUUACGCCGAUGUUUCAGCGGCUCAGAGACCGCGCCACUACCACUGCUCUGGAAGCACUUGCCUUGUACGUAGAGGAGAACUGGAUUACCAGCACAAUGUGGCCUCAAUCCUGUUGGUCUGUCUUCAUGCUGCCGAUCCGCACUAACAACGACAUAGAGGCGUGGCACCACGGUCUUAACAGUAGAGCCAACAACAGAGUCCACUUGCCAUUCUACCUGCUGGUGGAGCUGCUACACCAGGAGGCCAGACUUGUCUCCAUUCAGAUAAGGCUAGUGUCAGACGGGAAGCUGUCCAGGAUUCAGCGGAAGAAGUACCGGCUGCUUCAAUCUAAAAUCUUCAAGCACUGGGAAGACUUUAACGGCAACGAGACUUCUGCCCGCUGCCUUCUCAAACUCUGCAGUUACCUGAACGGCCCGGCGACCAGAACCUGA